AAAGCAGCAUUGAAUUAUUACCCAAUGAGUUGAAAUCAAGGCCCGAGCAAUCGCCACGUGAAUUAUAUUGGGAAACGCAACAUUUAAUGCUUGCAAGAUAAGAGUAUUUGUUAGCAACAGCAAAAGCAAAAUUUAGUGGGAGAAAGGAACAGAGCAUGUGGAAGAGUGUGUAAUAGGGCUUAGUAUUUGAGUUUGAUUUGGGGGAAGAAGAUUGUUAUUGGAGUAGUAAAAUUGAAGCCAUGAAUGGAGUUGAGGAGGAUGUGUUAGGUGAACUGAGAACAACAUUCAGGAGUGGAAGAACCAGAAGUGUUGCAUGGAGGAAAGCACAGCUUCAAGCAAUUCUCAAACUCCUUGAUGAAAAUGAAGAGGAGAUCUUUGAAGCACUUAAACAGGAUCUCGGAAAGCACCCCGUUGAAUCUUAUCGUGAUGAAGUUGGUGUGGUGAGGAAAUCAGCUACCAAUGCUUUGCGCUGUGUUGAGAAGUGGAUGGCCCCUCAAAAGGCCCCAAUACCAUUAGUUCUCUUUCCUGCAAGAGGAGCAGUAGUAUCAGAGCCACUGGGAGUAGUGCUAUUAUUUGUGUCCUGGAAUUUUCCCAUCUCCCUAACUUUAGACCCAGCGAUUGGAGCAAUUUCAGCUGGUAACACAAUUGUCCUCAAACCUUCAGAGCUAGCACCAAAAUGCUCCUCCGUUCUGGCCAAUACAAUACCUCGUUACUUGGAUCCAGAAGCUAUUAAAGUUGUUGAAGGUGGACAAGAUGUAUCAGAACAACUACUGCAGCUAAAAUGGGAUAAGAUAUUUUUUACAGGUAGUCCACGAGUUGGCCGCCUCAUAAUGUCAGCAGCUGCGAAGCACUUAACACCUGUGACUCUAGAGCUUGGUGGAAAAUGUCCUACCAUCUUGGACACGCUAUCUAGUUCCUAUGAUUUACAGGUGGCUGUCAAGAGGAUAGCGGGGGGCAAGUGGGGACCAUGCAAUGGACAAGCAUGCAUAGGAAUCGAUUAUGUGCUCGUGGAAACACAAUUUGCUCCGGUUCUGAUUGAACUAUUGGAGAAAAUCAUCAAGACAUUUUAUGGUGAAAACUUGAAAACUUUGGGAAAUCUUGCCAGAAUAGUGAACAAGCACCACUUUGAUAGAGUACACAAUCUUCUGAAAGAUCCAAAAGUUGCAGCAUCUGUUGUUUAUGGAGGCUCAGUAGAUGAGGAAAAUAUGGUCAUUGAACCAACAAUCUUGUUGAAUCCUCCACUUGAUGCUGAUAUCAUGACCGAAGAAAUAUUUGGCCCAUUGCUUCCAAUCAUCACACUAAACAAUAUCGAAGAAAGCAUUCAGUUCAUAAACUCAAGGCCAAAACCUCUUGCAAUAUAUGCAUUUACCAAGAAUGAUUCGUUGAAGGAGAAAAUCUUGCAGGAAACAUCUUCCGGAAGUCUGACUUUUAAUGAUGCUAUGAUUCAGUUUAUAUGUGAUACAUUACCAUUUGGAGGCGUUGGUCAGAGUGGCUAUGGACGUUACCAUGGGAAGUUCUCUUUUGACACAUUCAGUCAUGAAAAAGCAGUUCUACAUAGGAGCUUAUUAAUUGAGUUGGAAUCAAGGUAUCCUCCAUGGAAUAAUUUCAAGUUGGAGUUUGUCAGAUUGGCUUAUGACUAUGACUAUCUUGGGCUUAUACUGCUCUUGCUGGGGUUGAGAGGAAUAUUCAGAACAAACAGAAGGCAGUAGAAGAUGAACUCUUCUCACUCAAAUAAAGGUUAAUCCAUCAUACAAAAGUGUCUUACCAAUUAUUAAGACAACUUAAUGUUGUCACUGCUCUCUCCAGUGAGAGUGCGAAACUAAUUAAGAAUUAUUAUUUAUAUCCAGAAAUCAAUUGAAGUUGUCUUAUUUGUUUCUAUAUUACAAACAAAAUAAAUGAAUAUUCAUGAAAAUGAUCGUUCUACAGAAUUGAGUAACUUGUAAA
This is a messenger RNA of Solanum tuberosum (potato), 1944 nucleotides long. RefSeq names its product aldehyde dehydrogenase family 3 member F1. The record is from RefSeq and is a predicted model, not a curated record. Gene Ontology annotation, cellular component: cytoplasm. The transcript has 10 exons. Bases 240 to 1709 code for a protein of 489 amino acids. Lineage: Eukaryota; Viridiplantae; Streptophyta; Magnoliopsida; Solanales; Solanaceae. Gene Ontology annotation, molecular function: aldehyde dehydrogenase (NAD+) activity. Gene Ontology annotation, biological process: aldehyde metabolic process.